ACCCCAACAUUUGCACGCUGGUAGUGGAGUCACACCGAAGCAACGUGGAUACGGUCAUAUUAACUAAAUUCUGUUAAAACGAUCUAUACCAUAAUUCCAUUAUCAGAUGGUUCGACGCACAUUUACUUGAGAAUUCCUCGUAACGACCCAGAAAUAAGAUGGGGAAGGCACCAAAAAAGAGGAGCCUUGCAGACAAAGUCCGCAAAACCAAGACAAAAAUCGAGAUCAAGAACAACCCUUUUGAGGUGAAAAUCAACAGGAAGAAAUUUGAGGUUCUGGGACGGAAAUCCAAACAUGACGUGGGUCUGCCUGGCGUGUCUCGGUCCAAGGCCAUCAACAAGAGAAAGGAGACGCUGCUGAAGGAAUAUAAACAGAAAAACAAGUCCAGCAAAUUCAUUGACAGACGUCUGGGGGAAUAUGAUGCGAAAAUGGCACCAGAGGACAAAAUCCUGCAGAGGUUUGCAAUGGAGAGACAGCGCGUCCAUGAAAAGAAGGAUGUGUACAACCUGAAUGAGGAAGAGGAGCUGACUCACUACGGCCAGUCUCUGGCUGAAAUCGAGAAAUUCAACGAUUUGGUGAAUAGUGACGAUGAAUCAGAGGAGAAAGGUCUUUUGUCUGCGGAGUUGACGGCCUCACACUUUGGAGGAGGGGGUGGGCUCCUAAGGAAAAAGGGGUCGGGGGAGCAACAGGACGAGGACUCGGGCCAGAAAGCAAAGACCCGACAGGAGCUCAUUGAAGAACUCAUACACAAGUCCAAGCAGGAGAAGCGUGACCGUCAGGUGCAGAAGGAGGAGGCCCAGGAGCUGACGGAGAAGCUGGACCAAGAGUGGAAGAGUAUCAUGUCUCUUGUGGUGAAGAAGACGCCGAAAGCUGAGCGAGAGGACAAAGCGGAGGAAAAACCAAAGCUGGAGGAGUACGACAUGAUGGUGAGGGAACUGGGCUUCGAGAUGAAAGCACAGCCUUCGGAGAAAAUGAAGACUCCAGAAGAAGUCGCCCGUGAGGAGAAGGAGAAGCUGCAGAAAUUGGAGGCGGAUCGACUGAGGAGGAUGAUGGGAGAUGAAGGUGUGCAGGUCACACAGACUCAGAAUCACAUGUCUGCAGACGACCUGAACGACGGAUUCAUCCUAGACAAACACGACAAGAAGACGCUGUCCUAUCAGGAUGGAAAAUGGAACUUGGGUGAGGAGGAAGAGGAAGAUGGGGAGGAAGAUGAUGGAGAGGAGGAGGAGGAAGAAGAGGGAGAUGAUGAAGACGAGGAGGAGGAGGAUGUAGAAGAAGAAGACGAUGGGGAGGAGAAGGAAGGAGAGGAAGAAGACCAAGAGGAAGAUGAUGAUGAUGAUGAAGAAGAAGAAGAGGAAGAGGGCAGCGUUGAAGGCGUCGAUGGUCACUCAGACCUGGAGUCUGAUCAUGACAGUGAGGCAGAGGAAGAUGCUGUAGCGAAAAGCAGGAGCAAAGAAGAAAUCAAAGUCCAGCAGGAGGCGGCCAAGUCCGAGCUGCCAUACACAUUUACAGUUCCUGAAAGCUUUGACGACCUGAAGAACCUUCUACUGGGCCACACUCCGGACAACCAGCGCCUCAUACUGGCCAGGACACUGAAGUCCAACCACCCCAGUUUGGCUGUGGGCAACAAGGUUAAGCUGCAGAAAAUGUUUGGCUCCAUCCUGGAGUACAUUGGAGAACUGGCCACCACAAGUCCACCAGAGCUGGUCACCAUAGACAAGCUGAUCCCAGAAGUCUACAAUCUCUGCCAGAUGUUUCCAGAAGCCGCCUGUAAAUCCCUGCAGAGCAUCAUCAGAGAUGCCGGUCACAGCAUGGAGGAGGUGCUGGAGGUCAAAGGGCAGGCUGCUUUCCCCACACUAGACAUGCUCAUCUACCUGAAGCUGACGGCGCUGCUGUUUCCCACUUCAGACUUCAGACAUCCCAUCACCACGCCUGCGCUGCUCUUCAUCGGACAGUCGCUCACCAAGUGUCCCGUGAGGUCACUUCAGGACGUGACGUCAGGGUUGCUCCUGUGCUGCCUGGCGGUGGAGUAUGUCUCCCUCUCCAAACGCUUCCUGCCUGAGCUUGUUAACUUCCUCCUUGGGACGCUGAACUUGGCAGUGAAGAAUAAGACGAGUCUGGGUUACUCCACAGUGCCCCCCUUCAGGACCACGGGGAAACACAGCGAUCUCCUGGUGCUGUCUGACUCCCAGUCCAGUCAGCACUGGGUCAAGAAAGGCCUGCCGCUGUCUGCCACCAAACACCUGCAGCUGGAAACAGACCUGGAGAGAGACCACUACAGGCUGUCAUGUGUCUCCACGUGUCUGGACCUGGUGAAGAGUUGCUGCAUGCUCUACAAAGACCUCCCCUCCUUCACCGACAUCCUCCGGCCAAUCACAGCGCUGCUGUCAAAGCAUCUACCCGCCCAAACUUUACCAGACUCUCUGAAGGAGCUGCACUCUGAGAUCCUGGCGGUGAUCAGCAGCGCUCCGGUCACUCACCGCCGACUGGUGUUUGAUAAGAAGAAACCCGUUCCUCUGAAACUGCUCACGCCGAAAAUCGUAGAAGUCCUCGACUACGGGAAGAAGCGCGGCUGCACCCGGGAGGAACGUGAGAAGGAGCGGCUGAAGCACAAGUACAAGAAGGAGUUCAAGGGAGCCUUGAGGGAGAUCCGGAAGGACUCGCGCUUCCUGGCCCGGGAGAAGCUGAGCGAAGUCAUGAGCAGAGAUGCGGAGAGGAAGCGGAAGGUGAAGGAGCUCUUCGGCAGUUUGGCCACACAAGAGGGAGAGUGGAAAGCACUGAAGAGGAAGAAGAGGAAGUGAGGAGGCUCCAAAUAGCCCUUUUGAAUUUUGACUCUCCUGUCAUGACGUUUUUAUACUGUGCAUUAACUGCAGUGUUCUCACAUCAUCCAAUAAAACCUCUUCUUCUUCUACAA
This is a messenger RNA of Synchiropus splendidus (mandarinfish), 2914 nucleotides long. RefSeq names its product NOP14 nucleolar protein homolog (yeast) (gene nop14). Gene Ontology annotation, biological process: maturation of SSU-rRNA. The transcript is spliced from 19 exons. NCBI's taxonomy places the organism in Eukaryota, Metazoa, Chordata, Actinopteri, Syngnathiformes, Callionymidae. Gene Ontology annotation, cellular component: small-subunit processome; nucleolus; Noc4p-Nop14p complex. The record is from RefSeq and is a predicted model, not a curated record. Bases 159 to 2801 code for a protein of 880 amino acids.